Molecule: messenger RNA, 2500 nt
Organism: Hemicordylus capensis (graceful crag lizard)
Lineage: Eukaryota; Metazoa; Chordata; Lepidosauria; Squamata; Cordylidae
Gene: SGCG
Product: sarcoglycan gamma
Exons: 8
Coding region: 133-1020 (295 amino acids)
Biological process (GO): heart contraction; cardiac muscle tissue development
Cellular component (GO): sarcolemma; sarcoglycan complex
Source: RefSeq, a predicted model, not a curated record
AAAUAUCUUCCACUCCAGAUACAAGUGGAGAAAGCCAUUCUAUAAGGCAGAAAGAAGCCUAUGAGCCUGAUCAUAGUUCAGCAAUUUGUGCUGUUUUAGAAAGACCUCCUUUUAAAAAAAAACCACCUCACGAUGGUACGCGAACAGUAUACUACAACAACAGCAGGUACUAACUUAGAUAGACCAGAACCUCAGUAUAUCUACAAUGUUGGCAUUUAUGGCUGGAGAAAGCGUUGCCUUUACCUGUUUGUUCUGCUCUUGAUCAUCAUCAUAGUUGUGGAUCUUGCUCUGACAAUUUGGAUUCUUAAAGUGAUGUGGUUUUCCCCAAUUGGAAUGGGAUAUCUGCAUGUUCAAAGUGAAGGAGUUCGUCUAGAAGGGGAGUCAGAAUUUUUACAUCCUUUAUAUGCCAAAGAAGUUCAUUCUAGAAAGGACUCAUCACUACUUUUGCAGUCUGCUCAUAAUGUGACUCUAAAUGCACGCAAUGCUGAUGGGAACAUCACAGGCAGAUUAAGUGUGGGUCCUAACAUGGUAGAAGUCGAUGGUCAGCAGUUUCACAUCAACUCAGUGAAUCUUCCUGGGAAAAUGCUUUUUAUAGUGAAUGAAAGUGAGGUUAGAAUUGGUACCGAUAAACUUAGAGUCACAGGUCCGGAAGGAGCUCUUUGUGAACAUUCCAUAGAAACACCGCUUGUCACGACUGAAGGUGAAGAGCUUAGACUAGAAUCACCCACUCGGUCUAUGAGCAUAGAUGCUCCCCGGGGAGUUAAUAUUGAAGCACAAACUGGGGGUAUAAAAGCUCUUUCUCAUCUGGAUAUCAAGCUCCAUAGUCGUGAUGGCAUGCUUAAGCUAGAAGCCAAAGGCUUGCAACUGCCCGAUUUGCCUCAAGGAACAAAUGGAGAAUCUGGCACAUCUCAAAAACUCUAUGAAAUCUGUGUUUGCCCAGAUGGAAAGCUUUACUUAGCAAUUGCUGAUGUAGAGUCUACUUGUCAAGCAUAUAGUCGUGACUGUCAAUCAAGCACCUAAACACACCAUGUAUUCUCUGCCCAUCUUCUCCGUGUUUUGUAGCACUGAAGCAGGUUGUUAUUGGUAGCAAAGGAAUCAGUGAAAGCAAUGUGUCAUCCCUCUUUACUGAAAAGAGCAGAGGAAUACAACUUAAAAUAUAUGCUUCAAGAUAAUUCCUUGAAUCAAGCAACUGUGUGGAAGCAGCUGUCCUGAAACCUUAAGCAACCUUGGAAGUAAACCUUUCUGCUAAUACAGUUGUUUGUAGGUGUGUCUUCUUUACAGCACUUAAAUUAUUUAAAGUAGAACAAAAGUAUUGAGGGUGUGCCAGUGCACAGUCUUUGCCAUUUGUGUCUAGAAUCGAUACCCAUGAGCUAUAUGUGCUCAAGUUCUUCUAUCAAUAAAAGGGACAUUUUUUCCACCCAAGGUCUAAAACUAUCUCUGAGUUCAUGGAGGAAUACAUGGGAGGAGAUGGUUGCAGAAUGGCUUAAGCAAGCACUGGCACUUUGAAUUGAGCCCCAAAGUGUUUUAGGAAGCUAGUCACAUGUCUCCUAACUCAACAUUUUCCACCAGCUGAAGUUUCCAGAUCAUUUCGCAGGGCAACCCUACACCAAGCAUGUUUUAGUAAUUAAAUCUUCAGACAACCGCGGGGUGCGUAAUGAUGGCUAGAUGUUUAUCUGAAAGGCCACAGAUUACCCUCUGAAGCUGAGAAAAAACACUGGUAGUGUAGUGGCACAGCGGAAGAUUGGCGAGGAGUUCAGUGGUGUAACCCAUUCCUGCCUUCUACACAUGCUAAUAAUCAUAUAUCGUUUAUAAUCAUAUAUUUCUGCAUAUAGAAUGUUAAUUUCAGGCCUUUUCUCCUUGGGCCUUUCUAGAAGUGAACUAUGAAUGGCCCUGGCUUUCCCAGACCAGGUGCAGACUUGAUGUUUAUAUCUUGCCAAUUAGCACAGCUAGGCAUCAGCAAUGCUUCCCAAAAUAAUUGGGAAGGAUGAGAGACUUUGCCCAAGACACAGAUAACGCUUCCCAAAACAUCUAGGGAAGAUGAAUCAGGCUGUGUCCAGGGCUGGAAUGCACUUGGCAACCAAUCACACACUUGCUGAUAAGGAGGCCUAUCACUCCCUUCCUUUCCUGUUAGAUGAAAGGAAUGACAUGCCCAACUUUACACACACACAACUGAUGGGGAGGGGGCCUACAGCCUUUUCCAAGGACUGUACAAAGGUAUUAAAAAGGCACACAGACACCCUAAAGCUGGGAGUUCUGUGUAGGUCGAGGAAGCCAUGGCCGACGCUCCACACCCAUAGGGGCACUGAGGGUCGUUCAGUCCAUCUGAAUGGACUUCCCACAGACAAGGUCCCCAGCAGGGGAGGGAUGUAUGACUGUUCUUUAAUCUGUAAUCUUCUCUUUAUUCUAUGAUUCUCUUUUGACUUAUUACUUAAUUUCAUUUCAUCUGUAAUCCUCUUUAAACUAUUAUUGAGCUUUGCUUAAUAAAACCUCUGUUAUUUGA